Molecule: messenger RNA, 3900 nt
Organism: Cuscuta europaea
Lineage: Eukaryota; Viridiplantae; Streptophyta; Magnoliopsida; Solanales; Convolvulaceae
Source: the annotation of a GenBank genome assembly
AAUCUCAAUCGCUUUUACUCUACUGAGUUGCGGCCGCAGUUAUCACUUGACCUAAUCAAAAUUAUGGAGCAUCGGCUGUCUUCUAUUGAAAACAGGACGUCAUAUCUUCAGCGAGUCAUAGACCAGCCGGAAUUGUCUCCUCCUGAAUAUUCGACAGCCAAUAAAGAGCUUAGGAAACUCAGGGAUGUAAUGCAGCUUAUAACUGAACUCAGGGCUGUACAGAAGGAAAAACGGGAACUGGAACUAGUAAUUUCUGAGUGUUGCGAUGACAAAGAGAUGCAGAAAAUGGCUUCUGAAGAAUUGAGUCAGGCCACUGAAGGUGAGAAAAGGCUGCAACAUCUUCUACUGAAAUCACUACUACCAAAAGAUGAUGCCGAUGAGAGAAACUGCAUUCUAGAAGUGAGAGCAGGAACUGGAGGCGAAGAAGCUUCUUUGUUUGCGAUGGACAUAUUCAAAAUGUAUGAAAGGUAUUCAAUGGUGAAAGGUUGGAAGUUUGAGAUUCUAGGUGUGGCUGAAUCUGAUCUCAAAGGAUACAAGGAAGCCAGUGCAGCUGUAUCUGGACCUAGUGUGUAUGGAAAACUAAAAUUUGAGAGUGGUGUUCAUAGAGUUCAGAGAGUUCCUACUACAGAGAAAUCUGGCCGUGUCCACACUAGUGCUGUGUCUGUUGCAAUACUCCCUCAGGCGGAUCAGGUUGAUGUUCAGUUGAGAAAUGAAGAUCUGAAGAUCGACACAUACAGAGCUGGUGGUGCAGGAGGUCAGCAUGUAAACACCACUAACAGUGCUGUUAGAGUGACUCACAUUCCUUCAGGGUUAACUGUUGCCAUACAGGACGAGCGCUCCCAACAUAUGAAUAAAACCAAAGCUCUUAAAGUGCUAUGUGCAAAGCUCUUUGAAUUGGAAAGAUGUAGACUUCAGUCGACAAGAUCAAAACUCCGCUCAGAGCAGAUUGGCAGUGGGGACAGAUCAGAGCGCAUCCGAACAUAUAACUUUCCCCAAGGAAGGGUUACUGAUCACAGAGUUGGGAUUACCAGUUAUUCGAUAGAUGAUGUGAUGCAAGGAGAGGGUUUGGACUGUUUUAUUGAUGCUCUCCUUUUGCAGCAGGAAAUUGAUGCUGUUGCAUCAUUCAGUUCCUCCCUCACAUAAUACAUGUUGUAGCUAACUUUCUUUAAUUCGGGUCUAUGAUCAGCGCAAAGUAAUUUUACACUUAUCAGGUAUAGUUUGAGUAACUGUAUUUUUAACUAGGUAUUGCUGAACUGUACUCUAACCAUAAGCUGCUUUAUGAAGGGAGAAAUGUUUUAAAAAAAGCUUCUCAGGAGGGGUGUACUCCUAAAAAUGGAAUAAUGUAAAGGUACUCCUAAAGUCCUAAUUAAAGAAAUCAACCAUGCAUUACUCUUUUUUUUUUAUGGAUCUGGGGGCUGUAGUAAUCAGGGCUGAAAUUCACUCCAUUGAGUUUCAAACCCUUUUGUGCCUAGCGGGUUUCGAACUCGAGAACUCCCGCGGUAACCUUGGAACCAGCUGGGCUGAAAUGCUUGGUUACAAUGCAUUACUCAUAUUUAGAACAAUUUUCCUUGUUUAAACUUCAUAAAAAUCUGUAUUAUUGGUAUCACCGAUUUCACCAUUCAAAACAAUUUUGCUGCAAAAUUAUCCUUCGGAUACUUGUUGGUUGUCAGGAUUUUAUUAUGAUGGUAACUAAAAUAAAUCGAAAAUGUUUUUUAAUCAGUAAGCAAUUAAUAUUUUCCGUGCACCAAUUAAUACAUACAUGAAUACAUGAUGAGUUACUUUUCUCGUUUUUUCUUUUAAUUAUGAAAUAUGAAUCAAUUCAUUACUUUUCAUUUCCUUAAUUCCCAAUGGUCAUUGAUCAUCUAGUGAAACUGAGAGCAAAAGGCACGCCGGUGGUGUGCAACCAGGUGUGUCCAUCAAGCCAUGGUCCAGCAGUGAAUUGGCCGGCAGUCUUGCGAUCAAUCACCUGCCACUUCUUGAAGGCUCUGUUCCUCCUCCUGGUAUCUGCCCCUGGUCCGAAGUUACCGUGCUCCUUGUAGAUGCAUGUGUUCUCAAACUUCUCCCCGUCCCAAAGCUUCCACCCGUCUGGGCUCACGACAUCGCCCACUUCACUCUCCAUGACCACUGUUGUCGAGAAUGCCUUCCAUGGCCUUCCGAGAUAGGUCUUCAACUGGAAUCGAGCUGGGAAGAGUGCAGCCUCCGCAACGAUCCUGCAGUUCUGGAGCACCAAUCCUCCCUUGGCCUUUGCCAGCUCUUUCCCGUCUGCGGUGAUGGUGUUGAACUGGUUCGCGAGUGGCUUCCUUGCGAUGAUGACACUGUUCUGGAUGAGGGCAGUGCCCUUACCAAAGAUGAAGUCGAUGGUGCCUGAGAUGACGCAGUUACGGUAAAACUGGCGGUAGGUGUGGUAGUACAGUGUGUCUUGGUAACCUUCUAUGGAGCAGUCGAAGAGGGCAGACAUAUCAGACUGGCUCCUGUAAGCCACUGCUUGAUGUCCUUCUGCGCCUGCGGUGUUGCGGAUGGUGAUCCCACGCGCCACGAACCCGCUCCCGAGGGCAGUAAAAGUAGCAGUCUUCGAGGUGGUGAUCUUGUCGAAUGCGAAAUUCUUCUUCCCGGUGAUGAUGGUCUUUCCCGCACCAUCUCCGUACAUGAAGACAUUGUUCAUCUUCUUGUCGACCAACACUGUUUCAUCGUACACUCCAGCUUUGACAUAUAUGAUGUACUUGCCUUGAUGUUUGGGUGGGUAUGCGCUUAGAGCAGCCGAAACAGUCUUAUACUUUCCGCUUCCGUCCUUGGCCACCACAGCGUGAGGUGUCACCUGUCCUGCCUUUUGUGCCGCCAAAAGCUUCCUGUAUGCUGAAGGGAACCAUGCAGGAUAAUCACCGUGUUCCUCUCCUUCCAGAAGGCGGCGGGAGGCAGCGGAGGUGGUGAGUAAGUUGGUCGUGGCACCUGUGAUGUUGAACGCCUCCAUCACCUUAGACAUCUCAGCAAUGAUGUUGAUAGCGUUAUUAGUGAGUUGGGUGGCGUUGACCAUCCCUUCCUCGAUGGCAGAUUUGUAUUCGGGCUUCUCCAGUUGCUCCGUGCAGGUUGUCUGGUAGGCGUAAACCGCAGACAACCAGUUGAGCAGCUCAUCAACGCGGUCAUUGAGGGUGUGGAGCUCGCUAUCACCGACUGCUGAGAAGGAUGCCUGGAGAUCUGCAAUGGCAUCCUGGAGCAUGUCUUUGCAGUCCUCCACGGCCACAUGGUCGUAAGGGUCCGCGGCCUGGUCGACCUUUGUGUUCAGGGCGACCUGGUGGGACUUGGAGGCCUCGUCGAUGGUGGCCUUGAGGAUUGCGAGGAUGAAGUCCUUCGUGGUGGCCGAUUGGUUGUUGGCAACAGGGGAGAGGCUCUUGGCGCAUGCGUCUUUGAAUUCGGCGUACUGGCAGAAUGUGGUGACAGACUUCAUAGAGCCUGUGGAAAUGCUGCCAUGGUCUUCUUGGGAUGAUCCGUCACCGCUCUUGCGGAACACGAACACUGCCCCGCACACAAUGCCCACCACUAAGACGAGGGACACUAAGGGAAGCACUAUUUUAUUCGCAGCUGCCAUCUUUCUCCUUAAGCUACGUUAUUUUCUUCUUUUAUUGUUACAGUACAGCAUCGAAGAAGGGAGAAGAAAGAUGGCGGUGUGGAUAUGAGAUGUGAUGAUCAUGGGGGAUUUUAUACAUGAAAACAGCAAAUGAUCAGAGGCUCUGCUUGGUAAACGGAGCAACGUGAAACAAUGUAGGGUGUGUGGCUGGGUGUGCCUCCAUUUGCAUGGAUGCCCGACUUUUUAGAUCCUAGCAAAUGUUGAACAUAUUUUUGGUCUUAAAAGAAAUUGCACUGCACCAAAGUUCAACAAUAUUAGUAUGAUGGGUUUUUAUGAUC